Molecule: messenger RNA, 1608 nt
Organism: Tribolium castaneum (red flour beetle)
Lineage: Eukaryota; Metazoa; Arthropoda; Insecta; Coleoptera; Tenebrionidae
Gene: O-fut1
Product: O-fucosyltransferase 1
Exons: 3
Coding region: 61-1230 (389 amino acids)
Biological process (GO): protein O-linked glycosylation via fucose; Notch signaling pathway
Molecular function (GO): peptide-O-fucosyltransferase activity
Source: RefSeq, a predicted model, not a curated record
UUUGGUGACCUGGCGACACUGCGUGUGAAUAUGUGACCAGUGUUUCAAUUUUCACAAAAAAUGUUCCCAAAUACCGGCUUUUCUUCUUGGUUUUUCUUCAAAUUUGUAAUUACUUGUAUAAGCAGUUAUGAGAUAGAUCCACUAGGCUAUAUUUUGUAUUGUCCUUGCAUGGGCAGGUUUGGAAAUCAAGCCGAUCACUUUUUGGGCUCUCUGGGUUUCGCCCAUGGUUUAAAUCGGACUUUAGUACUUCCCCCAUGGGUUGAAUACCGGUAUGGCCAACCCAGAUCCGUACAAGUCCCAUUUGAUAAAUACUUUAAAGUGGAACCGUUAAGAAAGUACCACAAAGUCAUAACAAUGGAAGAAUUCAUGAAAGAAGUGGCCCCUUACGAGUGGCCGCCCGAAAAACGCAUUUCCUUUUGUUACAUGAGCAGAGGAAGCUCAAACGAGUGUAAUGCGAAAGAAGGCAACCCCUUUGGCCCCUUCUGGGACACCUUCAACGUCGAUUUCGUCGGCUCUGAAUUCUAUAACCCCUUUCAUUACGACACCUACCACCACAACAUGGCCAAGCAGUGGCACGAGAGGUACCCCCCAGCCACAUGGCCCGUCCUUGCCUUCACCGGGGCCCCUGCCAGCUUCCCCGUGCAGUUGGAAAACCGCCCCCUUCACAAAUACCUCGAAUGGUCCGACACAGUCUCCCAAAAAGCCGACACUUUCAUCGCGAAAACGCUCCCAAAAGGCGCUUUCAUCGCAAUUCACCUACGCAACGGCAUCGACUGGGUGCGCGCCUGCGAGCACAUCCCCGACAGCCCCAACUUGUUCGCGGCCCCCCAAUGCCUCGGCUACCGCAACGAGAAGGGCAAAGCCACCCCAGAGAUGUGCCUCCCGUCCAAACACACUAUCAUUAAGCAAUUAAAACGCCUCAUAAAACAGUCAAGCGAAAACCCCAUCAGGGCGGUGUUUGUCUCCUCCGACAGCAACCACAUGAUUGAGGAGCUGAACGACGCCCUGAAAAGGGCCAAAAUCCGGGCCUUUAAACUGGACGCCAAUGACCCCCACCUGGAUCUUGCCAUCAUGGGGCGUGCGAAUUUUUUCAUAGGGAAUUGUAUUUCGUCCUUUAGUGCCUUUGUCAAGCGGGAAAGGGACGCCAAAGGGUUUCCGUCCAGCUUUUGGGCUUUUCCGCCGGAGAAAAGCGCGGGAAAGAAGGAAGCCCAAGUCAAAGAUGAGCUGUGAUCUUGUACAAGUGUCACUUAUGAUCCUUGUGAUCCGAAAAAGUCAAAUUAAUUAGCUCGAAUUUGGGUGAUAAUUUUUAAGUUAGUUCGUCUAAGGGUGAGUCAUUGUUGGAAAUUAUUUUCAGUUUUGACUUGGCUUUAUCCAGUGUUUUUUUUAUUUUUUUAUUUUGUAGCAGGUAAGAUCAAAGUAUUUUGGCCAAUUUUUAAUUAGCAAUUAGUGUGUAAAAUAUGUGAAAUAUUUAAUGAUUUGGCCUUGAUUGAUUCAUCGUUCACGUGAGCCAGUGUUGUUCUCGUUAUGAAAUGGUUUGUGAUACAGGGUGUUCUCCAGUUUGAGGCGCCUCGGUUUGGUAUUAUUUUUGCAAAUAAAUCGUGCAGUGUU